Molecule: messenger RNA, 2745 nt
Organism: Pelobates cultripes (western spadefoot toad)
Lineage: Eukaryota; Metazoa; Chordata; Amphibia; Anura; Pelobatidae
Source: the annotation of a GenBank genome assembly
AUGUUACUGUGCUGCUUGUUGCUUUUGGUCUUAAUUAGUGUGACGAAUUCUGCCAAAACAUGUGAGAAUGAAUAUGAUUGUCCCAAAGAUUACCAGGAUGUCUACGCAGACAAAACAGUGACUGACAUACCCAAGUCUGUACAGCCAAAUAUAAAAGAGAUAUUUUUUGUACAGACUGCAAUAUCAACUAUCAGAAAGGAUGCCUUCAAGUACAUGCCUCAUUUGGAAAGAAUAUUUUUUAUUUUUAAUAUGAUUCAAACAGUUGAGCCUGGAGCCUUUGAUAACCUUACAAAACUAGUUGAAUUGGAGAUUUCAGGUCAUGAGAAACUGGAGGAUCUAAAAUUUGGAAUCUUCAACAACUUAAGUAGUUUGAAAAAACUUGUCCUUAAAAACAAUAAAAUAAAUCAAGUAGAAAAGGGAAUUUUUGAUGAUCUAGGAAAUUUGGAAGAGCUAUAUUUGAAUGUUAAUCAGCUUCCUACAUUGCCGUUAGGCCUGUUUGAUUCACUUGCUAAUUUAACAGUACUACACCUUGCCAAAAAUAAAGUCUCUUCUUUACAAAAGGAUGAGUUUAGUAAUCUGCCAAAACUGAAAAUCCUUCGCCUCUACGAGAAUGAACUGAGUGAUCUUCCAGAAAAUUUAUUGGACAAUAACCCAGCACUGACUGAGUUCAGUGUCUCAAACAACAAAAUAAACCAUUGGCCCAAAGAUUUUCUGGCCAAAUCCUUGAAUCUUGAAAAACUCCAUAUGGAUGGGAACAACAUAGAAGAACUUCCAAAUGAGCCAUUUUUUGGAUUGAACAAAAUUAAGCAGCUUAAACUUAGUGGUAAUAAACUCAAAAAGCUCCCGGAUCAACUUACAGAUAACAUGCCCCUUCUUUCUGAAUUUGAUUUGAGCCAGAACACUCUAACCACUCUUCCAACUGGUGUAUUUAAGAACAUGAAAUCCUUAACAAAACUCAUUAUUUCUUCUAACAAAAUACACACUCUUAAAAGGGAGAUGUUUUCAGGUCUUGAAAAAUUAGUUGACUUGAAUUUAGAAAAUAAUUUACUUUCAUCCUUAGAUAAUGAUAUUUUUUCCAUGAUGCCCAAGUUGAAGACUAUUAGACUUGGAAGAAAUCAAUUUACAAACCUACCUUCAGGACUUUUGAGCUCAUUCGUUACACCUAUAACUGGAGUUUACUUAAAGGAUAAUCCUUGGAUAUGUGAUUGUCACCUUGAAAGUCUGUUUAAUUGGAUGAAGAGCAAGAAAAAAAUGGCAAAAGAUGCAGAUAAAUUAGUAUGUGAAAAUCCAAAUCACCUCAAAGGACAAACUAUCACUUCACUGGGGAAGGAUCAAUUAGUUUGUCUAACUACUCAAGUUACAACUACUUUUAGAACAACUGUUCCCACUAUGAAGAUUCCAACAACCAGCAAGUUGAUCACUACACGCUAUCCAACUACUUACCCAACUACCAUUCAAGUCAAAAGUACUCCACAUAUAACAACACCUUUUGAAACCACAACCUUGUUACCCACUACUUUGGAAAUAACAACUGAUUCAGUGUCAACACGUCCACUGACCACAACUAAAGAGAUUACAACUACACAUCCACAAACUACAGAAGUUACAACACAACAAUUAACAACUAUUUUGUCUACAGUACUUGCCACAACUUUGGCAAAAACUACCACUCCUAUGAUAACAACUGUGGAGACCACAGCCCUUGGGACCACAACACCUGAAAUAACCACUUUAAUACCAUCAACAACAACAGAGUCUACAACACCUGUAAGGGCCUCCACCACAAUUGAAAUCACCAAGCCGGAUAUAACCACUUUAAUACCAUCAACAAGAACAGAGUCUACAACAAAUGUAAGAGCCUCCACCACAAUUGAAAUCACCACGCCGGAUAUAACCACUUUAAUGCCAUCAACAACAACAGAGUCUACAACACCUGUAAAGACCUCUACAACAAUUGAAACCACUAUGUCUGACAUAACCACUUUACUACAAACUACAACAACGCUGUCAAUGACACCCAUAGGAACCACAACAUAUGAAAUAACUACUUUAAUGCACACUACUACAAUAGAGGGUACAACAUCUGUACAGACCACCACAGCUAUGGAGACAUCAAGCACUCAAAUUGAUACAACAACUUUAGAAACUACAAGCAUGCUACAAACUACAAUGACAACACAAGGCAUAACAACUGAAGAGUCUACAACAGUUCCAUAUACAUCACUAGGAACCAGUGAAGCACAAACAACAAUAUCCAACAUGACCUCUCCUUGGCAACAAACCACCAUAUUUACUACAUUGGGGAGUACACCCAAAAUGACACCUACAGACACUACCUCCCAAACAACAACUAUAUAUGCAUCAACAAUGCUUAUGGUGAAAUCUGUUUCAACAAAAAUUAGUAAAAGCCUGUUGAGUACUGUUCCUUCAGUGGCAACCAUGUUGUGGCCUACAAUUUCAUUUUUAUCCACAGGAACUACCUUGUCAUACAGUGAAGACGAGAAUACUACAAACUUCACAUCACUUGAAGCAACAUUUGAAGCCUGGGAUACGUUUUCAGGACAAAAUUUACAUCACUGCAAAAUUUUAUUUGCUUCCUAUCUUGUCCUACUCUGCAUAGAAAUCUGUACGACAGUCUUUUUAGUAACAUUUACGUAUACCCUGCACAAAUCUAUUCGUAGUGUAAGAAUUCCAAAACGUCCUGUGAAACUAGUGUGGAUGUAUACGAAAAAAGAUAAAACAUAA